CAGUACACUGUACUGAUCGUCUCAGACCCACCUUCCCCCAGUUCCCCUUCUCCCAUUGAUCGCUCCUGCUCUGCUUUUCUGCACACAGCAAGCGACUCCUCCUCCUCCAAGACAGCCAAGACCACCAAGAAACCGACCCCCUUCCUUCCCCCCUCCUCGCAAGUGCCGCCAUCUUGCUCGGGUUAGGGCGAGAGCGAGACCAAGAGGGGGGAGACAGCGCGCGGCAGCCCCGGUGGCGGCAUGGGGGAGGUGGAUUUGGAGGACGUGGUGCUCUCCUGGUCGGCCCAGGAAAUCACCGACGACGACCUCUACAGGGACAAGGUUGUGACCAUUCCCUGCAACUUCAAAUCACUUGAUCACUAUCUCGUAUCGUUUCGUGUGCCUCUGAUUGAAGAAACAAGCAUAAAACCUGAAUCUGUAGAGGACUUAAACCACCAUGGCAUGACAUACUGCUUGGCAAUGGUUACUGAGGUUUUUAUGGAUGAUGAAUACCAGAAGGGCUUCAGAGUCAAAGUUGCAAAGAAUGUUGGUUUGCAAGAAGACUUAAACAAACUGAAGCAUGCAAUAUUUCUCAACAAUAUCACGACAAACAUGCGGAUAUGGAAAGCACUUACCUUUGAUUGCCACAUGGAUAACAAUUUCACAGUAAUCAAGUCCCUCUUAGCCCCCACAAAUCUGGUGGAUGCUAUCAAAUCUAUCAUCUCAACUGUACAAUGUGGGCAUGUGAACCUCAUGAAGCUUAUAUGGGGUCCACCAGGUACUGGAAAGACCAAGAUGGUUAGCGCUUUAUUGUGGGUUUUGGCAUGUUUGAAAUGCAGAACUCUUACUUGUGCUCCCACUAAUGUUGCUGUCGUUGGAGUUUGCACUCGUUUCCUUAAAAAAUUGAAGGAUUUCAAUGAGCACAUUGAUGAAAAUGGUCUACCUUUUUCUCUUGGAGAUAUCUUGCUAUUUGGGAGCAGGUCUAACAUGGACAUCACCGAUGAUCUUCAGGAAGUUUUCUUGGAUUUUCGUGUCGACGAACUUGUUGAAAGCUUUUCAUCGUCGUCAGGAUGGAACUACAUAAUAGCUUCAAUGGUAUCCUUUUUAGAAGACUGCGCUUCACGGUAUGAUAUGCUUCUCGAGGAUGAUGGAAAAAUUGAUCCAGUGUGCUUUCUGGACUUCACAAAGAAGCAAUUGGAUGCGACAGCAAUAGCUCUGAAAAGAUGCAUAAUGAAUUUGUGGGCUCAUCUUCCUGGAAGGUGCUUUUCUCAUGAUAGUGUCAUAAAUAUAUCUAUGUUGCUUAAGAUGCUGGAAAAAUUUGGCGCCCUUCUUAGUGACGUAGACUUGACCGAUGAGGGCUUGAAAAGGGGCCUUGGUUGUCUGUCAACUGCAAACUCUGUUUGUGCAAAGCCUAUAUCUUCUAUUGAGAAGGAACUGGAUGAAGCAAGCUCUUAUCAGUUACAUCACAUGGAUAUUGCACCGCUCGAUGUAUUAAUUGUUAAUGAGGCUGCUCAAGUGCGGGAGUGUGAAUUGGUGAUCUCACUACGGCUACAUUGGCUAAAAUAUGUUGUUUUGGUCAGGGAUGACUGUCAGCUGAGUGCGAUGGUUAAAAGCAAAGUAUGUAAAGAAGCUGGACUUGGAACAAGUCUUUUUAAGAGACUGGUUAAGCUAAAAUUUGAAAAACAUUUGCUGAAUAUGCAGUAUCGCAUGAAUCCUUGUAUCAGCUUAUUUCCAAAUGCUCAAUUUUAUGAGAGGAAAAUGUUAGAUGGUUCCAAUGUCCUGUCUUCUAGCUAUAAUAAGGAUUUCACAUGCCUCCCUUUUGGCAGCUACACGUUAAUAAAUGUCGCUGAUGGAAGGGAAGACAAAGAGGGCACAGGAAACAGUCGGAGAAACAUGGUUGAAGUUGCUAUUGUUUUUCACCUAAUCCAUACCAUCUUUAAAUCUUGGAAAAAGACAGGCCAAUGUUUCAGCAUCGGCGUGGUCUCUCCAUAUAAUGCUCAAGUUGAUGCAAUUAAAACUAGACUUGGCAAAAAGUACGAUAAAUGUGAUGGCUUUCAUGUGCGGCUGAAGUCCAUUGAGGGUUUCCAAGGAGAAGAGGAUGAUAUAAUAAUACUAUCAACUGUUAGAUCCAAUGGGAGAGGAGUUCUUGGAUUUCUUGCUGAUAACCAAAGAACAAAUGUUGCUCUUACUAGAGCAAGGCACUGUCUUUGGAUUGUUGGGAAUGCUCGUACACUGUAUAAAAGUGGGACCGAAUGGACAGACCUUGUUGCUGAUGCAGAAAGACGUAAAUGUGUUUUCAGUGCCACUAAUGACGCAACCAUCUGUAGGUUGGUUUUGCAAGUAAAGCAAGAGCUUGAUGAACUUGAUGAUCUUCUUAAUGCUGAUUCGGUGGUUUUCACCAAUACCAGAUGGAAGACAUGUCUCACUUUCUGGAAUCAUGUAUGUGGUUCGCUUGUCUCUGCUAGGCUGUUUCCUCUGUACGAUGCUUUCAGGGACAUGUGCUAUUUUGUCAUUCUUAGCGAUGAGUUUAGGAAGUCCUUCACCAAACUCAAAUCACCACAGCUCAGGAGGGAAAUACUCCAAAAGCUUAUCAAACUUGGAGCUGGUUGGAGGACAACAGUUAAGAACCUUGACAUACCAGGUGCUUCUCAUCUUGCAAAAGUAUACAAGCAAAAUGUUGCAAGAAUUGUUCAACGUUUCCAGAAUUUGUUUUCCAUGUACACGGAUGAUUACCUGGAUCACUGCAGGAGAGUGCAGACACAGGGGAAACUGGAAGUUCCUAUGGUUUGGGAUGUUGGACAUGCUAUUAUUCGCUAUAACAUGGAUUGCAAAGUGGAUGCUCAUGAAGAACAUGGUCUCGUGUAUACAUCAUAUGCCAUGGAAAAUUCAAAACAUUUGCUGACAGCUACUGAUGGGUCUGAAAUCAACAUCCCCUUUGAACUGAGUGAUGAAGAGCAGGUGAUUAUCCAAUUCCCGCUCACUAGUUUUAUACUUGGGAGGUCGGGCAUCGGAAAAACCACUGUAUUGACAAUGAAAAUGAUUCAAAAAGAGAAACUGUCAUCGAUCGCAUCCCAAGGUCUAAAUUUGGAUGGAGCCGUGUCUGCGGCAGAUGACAAUAAACUUAUGCCACUAAAGAAUGGAGGAGAAUGUUCUGUGAAACAAAUAUUUAUCACUGUGAGCCCAAAGUUAUGUUCAGCCAUAAAAGAUUACAUCUACAGACUUAAAAGAUUUGGCACUGGUGAUGUCUCUGAACAGCCAAGCAUUCUUCGCAUGCAUGACGUCAUGGAUGACCUGGAAGAGUUUACAGAAAUUCCUGACAAUUUUUGUGAUCUACCUCAUGAGCACUAUCCUCUUACUAUAACAUAUCGUAAGUUUUUGAUGAUGCUUGAUGGAACAUGCCGGACAUCAUUUUUGGAUGUAUUUUAUGGUGAAAUGAAGUCUAGCUUUGAGAGAGGCCGUUCAAGAUCUCGUGCAGUGCAGACUUUUAUUGAAUUGAAUGAAGUUACCUAUGAAAAAUUUGCUACUUUCUACUGGUCUCGUUUUAAUAAAGACCUGACAAAGAAAUUUGAUGUGUCCACUGUUUUCACUGAAAUAGUCUCUCACAUUAAGGGCACAUAUCAAGCAAGGGGGCCUUAUACUGGCAAACUGGGAAGACAAGAUUAUGUGAUGCUCUCAGAUAAAAGAAUUUCGUCUUUGAGCAAAGAGAAAAGAAAUAAAAUUUAUGAUAUAUUCCUUGAAUAUGAAAGUAUGAAAUGCUCUGCCAGGGAGUUUGAUUUGUCAGAUUUUGUCAGUAGUCUUCACACUAGUUUUGUAUCUGAUGGCUACAAUGGAGAUUUGGUGGAUUUUGUUUACAUAGAUGAGGUACAGGAUCUGACCAUGACACAAAUAGCACUUCUUAAGUAUGUCUGCAGGAACAUCAAGGAAGGCUUCCUUUUUGCUGGUGACACUGCUCAGACUAUAGCAAGAGGUAUCGAUUUCAGGUUUGAAGAUAUCCGUUCACUUUUUUAUACUGCAUUCCUCACAGAAACUGAGGCGUCUAAACAAGGACUUAAACAUGGGGAGAAAUCCCAUCUCUCUGAUAUGUUCCAAUUGUCUCAAAAUUCCCGCACACACUGUGGCAUCCUCCGUAUGGCACAAAGUAUCAUGAGGCCUCUGUGCUUCUUUUUCCCAUCAAGUGUUGACAAGCUUAAUCCAGAGAAUGGACUGGUAUACGGAGAAGCUCCUGUGCUGCUGGAGUCUGAUAACGAUGAAAAUGCUAUUAUGAGAAUUUUUGGAGAAAACAAAAGUCAACAUGGUAAUUUGCAUGGGUUUGGUGCUCAGCAAGUCAUAUUAGUUCGUGAUGAUGCUACCAAAAAACAAAUUAUUGAUGUUGUUGGUAAACAAGCUCUUGUUCUGACUAUUGUUGAAUGUAAGGGCCUUGAGUUUCAGAAUGUUGAGUGUACUUACUUCAGAGAUGCAGAGGCCGGGGGUCAUCCUCCUUUUCUAAAAAAAACACGCACUAGGCAAAGAUUGUGGAUAUGCGAAAAUACAGAUGAUUACUGCCGACCAAUGUUUGACUACUGGAAGAAGUUGUGCCCUGUAGAAGUUAGAUUACUUGAUUCUUCCCUCAUUCAAGCCAUGCAAACAGGGAGCAGCAUUGAUGAUUGGAGGCUACGGGGAACCAAGUUAUUCAAUGAGGAGCAAUUCGAGAUGGCUACCAUGUGUUUCGGAAAGGCUGGUGAUGCACACAGAGAGAAAUGGGCAAGAGCUGCUGGACUUGUGGUGACUGCUGACCAUGCCAUCUCCACAAAUUUGGAGUUAGGCAAGGCUUCAUUGCAAACAGCGUCAGAGAUUUACGAGUCCAUAGGAAUGCAUGAGAGAGCUGCUACGUGUUAUAUCAAAUUAGGCGACUACAAAAGAGCAGGUAUGCUUUACAUGCAAAACUGUGGUACUUCUAGACUUGAGGAUGCUGGUGACUGCUUUGCUAGGGCUGAAUGCUGGACGGAGGCAGCUGAAGUGUUCUUCAAAGCUAAAUGUUACACCAAGUGUUUCUCCAUGUGCUCAAAAGGAAAACAAUUAUUCAAUCGGGGCUUGCAGUUUCUGCAACAGUUGGAAGAGGAACAUUUGCUUGAGGAUUCAAAAUCCUUGGAGGUUUCUGCAAUUAGAUCAGAGUAUCUAGAUAAUUGUGCUCAACAUUAUUUUGAGUGUGGUGACAUAAAGCGUAUGAUGCCUUUUGUUAAGGCUUUCAGUUCUAUGGAUAAUGUACAGGCAUUCUUGAAGUCUAGGAAUCUUCUUGAGGAACUGUUUAGUAUAGAGAUGAAAAAGGGUAAUUUCGUUGAAGCUGCAGGGAUAGCAAAGCAUAAAGGAGAUGUCUUACUGGAGGUGAAAAUGCUUGAGAAGGCAGAUUUGUUUGAGGAUGCAACGCGGCUUCUCCUCCUCCACAUCAUUGUAAAUUCUUUGUGGUUUUUAAAUAAUAAAGGGUGCCCUCCCAAAAGAAAUCCAGAGAAGGAAGAGUUGCUUGCAGAAGCCAAAGAGAUGGCGAAGAAGGUAUCUGAUUGCUUCUACGGUUUCGUUUGCCUGGAAGCUGAUGCACUGUCAGAUGUGAUUAAGUCUCUUCCCGAUUUAACUUGCACUUUGCUUGAGGGCAGAAAAUGUGGGAACUUGUUUGUUGAAUUUAUUGCUUCCCGUUCAAUUAUUGAUGUUCAUCUUCAGUCUCGAACCUCUGGAUACAAUUUAGAGAUAGGGCCAGGAUCUGAAGAUGAAAAUAGUUGUAAUAAUAUGCUGGCUUCUAAUCAGAUGUCACCCCAGACUCUGUUUAAUGCCUGGAAUCGCUGGAAGUCGAUCAUACUCAACGCACUAUCUCAUCUUCGCCACACGAGUUAUUUACCCAAAACAACCACACUUGGGGCUAGGAUAACAGAAUUAAAUGACUACGCAGUUAUGUAUGAAGAUCUUUUCGCCAAGUACUUUGGAUUGAGAAAUGAUGAUGAAGUUGACAGAUAUGUUGUACUUAACAUGAAUGCAAGUUGGCUUUCUAAUGCUGGCAUCAGUUCUUUGCAGCAAGAUGGCAACAGAUGUUUGCUGGAUGCCCCUCGGUGUCACUCGUGUGCUCAGUAUUUCUGGAUGAAUGAGAUGUCUUCUGUUGGUUUCAGUGUACUCAAGAAGUUGGAGUCAUUUGUUCAAAUUUCUCCAAAGCCAGAAUCUUUGUAUACCCUGGUGAGAACAAACGUUAUUAUAAAUGAGAUAGAAAAGUUUUUGGAAGAACCACAGUUCAGUAUGCCAAAAAUGAAGCUAAGAAACUUCUUUAUUCUCUGUGAGCGUCGCUUCUUUGAGUUAAUUUUUCUUGCGUGGAGAGAUGGGACAACAAGGAGCCUCUUGCGUAUACUUGACUCACCCGCUGCAUAUGGGUUGAUUGCUGAUUCUCUUAGUGCACACCUUCGGCGAACAGAUAAAAAUUUGACUCAUGGGCAUCUUGGGAGAACAACCAUGCUUCUGCUUCAUACAGCACAACUGGAUGAUGCGCUACUUUCAAGACUAGUACAUUACCUGGACAAAAAUCCCAGGUGGGCAGAUUUUUAUCGUUCUUUGAAGAGAUUUCUUGGUACCGGUGUUGAUAGACCCCCCUUGAUAUUGAACUUUAAGCGUGCUCUUGAGUUCACCUUCAGUCGUGUGAUGCGGAGGGAUGAACGGGACUAUAUAUCCCCACUAUGCUAUGUGGGUCUGAUGGAGUGCCUUGGUUUCAUGGCUUCAUCAUACCUUCUACAGAAAGGUUGUGUAUACUGCACCAAGUCUCUGUUGGUGAAUAUGCUGGAGUGCCGUACCAGCAAGGUUUACCUUGACACCUGCCUGGCAUCUAAUUUGAGCCCAGAUUACGAUCUUAAUCACUUGGCACUCUCAUCAGGGCGUUUCAUAUUUGAGGCAAUUAUGACUCUGUUGACAGAGAAGGAUAUGCUCUGGGAAUGGGUACAGAAGACGUCAAGUCCUAGUUCAUACUCCGACGUCCUCCGGAGACUAGUGGUCACACUUUAUCCUCUGAUCCUAACUCAUGAGCUUGUGUUCAAAAAAGGAACCCUGGCUCAUGAUCUGCAGAAUUGCUAUGAUCUCACAAGCACUCUUCAGCGGCGCAGAAUCUUUGUGGAUUUACCUUUGGAGUUUUCUGAGAAGAUGGUCCGUGCUUUGCAAAUAAGGCCUCGCACGCCGAGCAACUUCACAAGAGUGCUUGCUGACGCACUGGACGCAGUCGGAGAUCCUAUGGUAGUUAUAGUGGGCUCACGCAAAGCCCGAGCAGUCUGUCCAAACUUAAAUGCCUACAUGAUUAGCAAGGAGGAAUUGCAUGUUCCGAAGAUAAUGGCUCUUCUUCGUUCUGAAGAGCCAGGCUGUGUAAAGCAAAAGGCUGCACUGCCAGAAAAAUCUGAUGUUCCUAGGGCUGUACAAGAUACUAAUAAGGUGGAGAGUACAGGUGAAAUAUCUUUAAGUGAUGAGAAUGCUCCCUUCUGGGAUAUGUUUGAGAGGUUUCAAGUCAACAAGCAAGGCCAGAAAGAUGCAAGAUUAAUUGUCCAGUUCCUUAGGACUACCCUUUCAUGGCUGGCGCAGACAGGCUUCCAAGAAAAGAUUGAUGCACAAUUGUUGGAAGAGGUCAGGCACAUCAGCAGUCACUUUGAAGAACGUUCUACCAGGAUGGAGAAGACAGCUUGUCUGACUCUGGAGGAUCUGUACUCAAUGUGGCAAGAUGGCGAGAACAAACUGCAGAUGAUCAUCAGCUUCCUGUGUUCCAAAAGGGCGUCCACCAAGGAAGACGACAGGACGAACGAAGUCCAGUCGCAGACAGACGAAUGGACUGGAUGCUCAGACAACGAGACCGAUGUCCAGUCGCAGACUGACGAACACGACGAAUGGACUGGAUGCUCAGACAAGGAGGCGGAAUGGGUGAAGGAGGAGGAAGCGGCGGCACAAAAGGCGGCUCGGAUGAAGAAGAGCAAGAAGAAGCCCAAACAACCGCACAAAGGUUGUUUCAAGAGGUGAGCUGAUGUAGCGGCUGUAGGUCCCCGCCUGUAUUGGAGAAACUUGUUUUGUACGGUCACUGUAAAACCAGCUCAUGGCCGAGGGCUUGUUUUGCUUGCAUGUAUGUAUAUGGUUUGCUGCUUUGGUGCUACUGGCUGUGCAUUUUGUU
This is a messenger RNA of Triticum aestivum (bread wheat), 8128 nucleotides long. RefSeq lists its product as uncharacterized. NCBI's taxonomy places the organism in Eukaryota, Viridiplantae, Streptophyta, Magnoliopsida, Poales, Poaceae. The coding region runs from base 241 to 7980 and encodes 2579 amino acids. Gene Ontology annotation, molecular function: helicase activity; protein binding. The record is from RefSeq and is a predicted model, not a curated record. The transcript is spliced from 22 exons.